This is a messenger RNA of Eubalaena glacialis (North Atlantic right whale), 1460 nucleotides long. RefSeq names its product nitrilase 1 (gene NIT1). Lineage: Eukaryota; Metazoa; Chordata; Mammalia; Artiodactyla; Balaenidae. The record is from RefSeq and is a predicted model, not a curated record. The transcript is spliced from 7 exons. Gene Ontology annotation, molecular function: hydrolase activity, acting on carbon-nitrogen (but not peptide) bonds, in linear amides. The coding region runs from base 307 to 1182 and encodes 291 amino acids.
CGCCCCCGGCGCCCCCACCUCCAGGCCGCUCUUCGAUUCGGAUCCUGCGAAUCGUUUUGGCCGUAUCUUCAUGUAGGACCUACUACCUUUCCCGCCCGCCGCGGUGACUCUCACCUGCCGUGCUUUAACUUGUGCAACAGAGACGCUGCCCCUGGGAGAGGCGGGGAAGGACGGGUUAACUGGAGAGUGGGGCGCGGGUUGGGCUUCAUCAUCAGGCCUCCUCACCAGCUCCUGUCCCUUCUUUUGUGUCCUGGACUCCGGAUACCUCGACUCUCAGUACUUUGUGCUCAGCCCAGACUCAGAGCCAUGGCUGUCUCCUCUUCCUCCUGGGAACUACCCCUGGUGGCUGUGUGCCAGGUAACAUCGACACCAGACAAGAAACAGAACUUUAUAACAUGUGCUGAGCUGAUUCGGGAGGCUGCCAGACUGGGCGCUUGCCUGGCUUUCCUGCCUGAGGCAUUUGACUUCAUUGCACGGAACCCUGAAGAGACGCUUCACCUGUCUGAGCCACUGGGUGGGAACCUUUUGGGAGAAUAUACCCAGCUUGCCAGGGAAUGUGGACUCUGGCUGUCCUUGGGUGGUUUCCAUGAGCGUGGCCAAGACUGGGAGCAGACUCAGAAAAUCUACAAUUGUCAUGUGAUUCUGAACAACAAGGGGUCAGUAGUGGCCACGUAUAGGAAGACGCAUCUGUGUGACGUAGAGAUUCCAGGGCAGGGGCCUAUGCAUGAAAGCAACUCUACCAUACCUGGGCCCAGUCUUGAGUCUCCUAUCAGCACACCAGCAGGCAAGAUUGGUCUAGCUAUCUGCUAUGACAUGCGGUUCCCUGAACUCUCUCUGGCAUUGGUUCAGGCUGGAGCAGAAAUACUUACCUACCCUUCAGCAUUUGGAUCUGUUACAGGCCCAGCCCAUUGGGAGGUGUUGCUGCGGGCCCGUGCCAUUGAAAGCCAGUGCUAUGUAGUGGCGGCAGCACAGUGUGGACGCCACCAUGAGAAGAGAGCAAGUUAUGGCCAUAGCAUGGUGGUAGAUCCCUGGGGAACAGUGGUGGCCCGCUGCUCUGAAGGACCAGGCCUCUGCCUUGCCCGAAUUGACCUCAAUUAUCUGCGACGGUUGCGCCAACACCUGCCUGUGUUCCAGCACCGUAGGCCUGAACUCUAUGGCCAUCUGGGUCACCCACUGUCUUAAGACUUUUGACUUCUGUCCGUUGAGACCCCCAUUGUGAGCUGGUGUUGCUGUGACUUGUAGGCAGGACCCAGGUGCAGCUCCCCUCACUUGGAGAACCUUGUCUCUCUUGCUGGAACACAGGCUCAGCUUCUUAGGAAAGAAGAAACUUUCACCUGAGCUCAGAUUUCAAUUUCAGAAAGGUGGAAUUUUAUAUAGUCACUGUUUAUUUCAUGAAAACUGAAGUUAUGCUGAGGGCUGAGCAGCACUGGCAAUGAAAAAAAUAUAAUAAUCAUAAAGUC